AUGACAUUCCGGUUUCCGGGCUCGCUCGUGAACAGAGCUUUGCGCAGCCGACUUCUCACCGCGCAACAAUACCGUGCUACUACCGCAUCCCAACGUCUACCGCAUACAUGGAUCGCGUCCAGUGAUUAUCGCCGAUUUACCUCCUCGUCCUCCUUCAACCGCUCUUCCGAUAGAGACAGCGAUACUCGCCGCAUAGGACAUGUUGGCGAGAAACAUUUUAGAAGUCGGCAUGGCAAUAGGCGGGAGGCUCAGCGUGUCAAAUCUAGGGAGAGUCAUGAUAUUUUGAUGGCUAUCGCAUCGGGUUCGUUUACCGGGCGGUACAACAGUGAGCUCGAAAGUCCCGAAAGUAAGGCUCUGGAUCCAGAGGCUGCUGAAAGUGAGAACCUGGAGAAUGAUCCCUAUGAUUACCAGAAUGGUGAAAACGAGGUGAAGGAGAGCGGUGUCUCUGAUGAUCAGACAUCCAAAGAACAAGAUAUCGAGGCCGAUAUUGAGGCCGAUGCCGCCGAUGGCGAGGCUCCCGAGAACAACAGCUUCCGUGGCCUACCUCGAGCUAUGCCCAAACUCACGCCGAAAAUAAUAAAUGAGGAGUUGAAAUGGUUGAAUGACCCACGCAAAAUGGCGGAUCGGGUUGCGCGCAUUUUGCACAGUGGUAAUCCGGCCCUGGCGGCGGCCUUGGUUCGUGCUGGAACAAAGCAGGGCAUGAGAUGUGAUGUUGCCUGGAAUCAUCUCCUGCAAUAUUGCAUGGAUCAAAAUCACCCGCAGGCUGCGUUUAAGUUCUACAAUGAUAUGAAAAAGCGGGGCAGGAGACCAACUCCCAGAACGUACACGAUCAUGUUGAAGGGCUUCAGCUCAGCCCCGAGGUCAUUGGGUGUCGCCAAAACUGCCGCCUCUGUCUACCGCUCGAUUAGCUCACCGAACUCUGGAGUUAAGCUUGAUAUUAUACACACCAACGCCAUGCUUACCGUCUGCCAUCGUCAUUGGGAUAUGGAUCGGCUGUGGAAGAUUGCCGGUGAAUUACCCGAAGAGGGACCAGGUGCACCGGAUGCUGCCACCUACACCAUUAUCUUGAACGCUGUCCAAUUCGCAGCUCGCAGAGAUAUAGAGAAAAUGUCUCCUGAUGAGAUUGACAAAAUUCUCGAACGGAAGGCCCAGGUUAUUACUGAAGGAAAGCGGAUUUGGGCCGAUGUCGUCUGGCGGUGGAAGAACCAGACCUUGCAAAUUGACAAUGAACUUGUUAACGGCAUGGCCAGCUUGCUUCUGGAAGGCGGUAGUGAUAUUGACUGCUACAAUGUCAUGGAAUUGUACAAGCAAACCAUGGGAAUCCCCAUACUGCAGAAGCGACCCACUGAAAACGAGAAGACGACCCGCCGCAGGAUCACCCCCGAGCAAACCCAGGCCAUGGAAGACUCAGAGGCUACACGGCAAUCAAAAUUGGAAGACGUUCCGUUCGUAGACGAAAACAAUCGACCAAUCCAGAGUUUGAAAUCAGCUGAGGAAGUUGAACAAGACUUGAGAGAAGAAGUGGAAGAAGAGAUGGAGAAAGAGGUGGAAGAAGUGGAAGAGGAGGAAGAGGAAGACUUUACAGAACUUUUCAAGCCUGUCGUUCCCCAGGCGGAGGAGCUAUCAUUCCUUAAACCCGACAGCAAGGAACUGACUCUUAUCCUGAACGCUUGUUUCACCAUGACCCAAGGAACCGAAGGUGGACAGGCCUACUGGAAAUACAUGACUUUGGACGACCACGAAUACCGCAUUGAUCCCGAUACCUUCACCUACAUCCAAUAUUUCCGCCUCCUCCGCAUCUCCCGCUCCAGCAAAAUCAGCGUCAAAACCAUGCGUGAGCAGAUGGUUCCCUCCGGCCAAGCAACCGGAACGGCAUUCCACGUCGCUCUUAGCGUCUGCCGCCGUGAUCGCCGCAACCGCUCAGUUCUCCAGCACGCGAACGAGCUGCUCGCCUUGAUGGACAAAGCACUGAUCCUACCUGACAUCCGCGUCCUCGAAGGCUAUCUGGAAACGAUCCAGAUCCUUUCCUCCAACCCGUCCGUCCUUCUGCAGCUCAGAGGACUCGAGGCAACCGAUGACUCCACAGCCUCUAAAUCUCCCAGACUGGAGUAUCUUGGCAGGAAGCUACAAGCGAAACUGCGACUAGUUGCUAUCGCUGCCUUACGGCCAUAUAUCCUCCAGCUGCAUGAGGCAAUGGAACAUGGCAAACCCGAGUCUAAGUCUCGCUGGAGUGCCAUCCAGAACACACUUUCGGAUUCUGUCGCCGGUCCGGCAGCUGUGAAGAUCAUGUCGCGCGUUCGUCUGGUGGUUGAUGACACCCUCAAGCCGGACUAUAAGGCUUAUGUUUCGAAGGCUGAGCGCAAGGCCCUUAACGAUGACUCGAAGAUGCUGAAGAAGUAUUCUGACAAGGACGUUAUUGAGAGCUUCAAGAGGAAGAAGGUAUAUCCGACGCCUCAGCAGAAGGAGGAGGCGCGGGACCGCAUCAGGAAGUUCCAGUGGGAGGCUCGCAACUUUCGGGACCAAGAAGGUUCCGAUCAGAAAGAGGACUCUUCUUCGUGA
Penicillium mononematosum is the source of this 2559-nucleotide messenger RNA. Its product is annotated as pentatricopeptide repeat-containing protein. The transcript is spliced from 2 exons. Lineage: Eukaryota; Fungi; Ascomycota; Eurotiomycetes; Eurotiales; Aspergillaceae. Gene Ontology annotation, molecular function: protein binding. The record is from RefSeq and is a predicted model, not a curated record. Bases 1 to 2559 code for a protein of 852 amino acids.